Messenger RNA from Hyalella azteca, 1767 nucleotides. Its product is annotated as endoglucanase E-4. Gene Ontology annotation, biological process: carbohydrate metabolic process. The record is from RefSeq and is a predicted model, not a curated record. The coding region runs from base 1 to 1410 and encodes 469 amino acids. Lineage: Eukaryota; Metazoa; Arthropoda; Malacostraca; Amphipoda; Hyalellidae. The transcript is spliced from 13 exons. Gene Ontology annotation, molecular function: hydrolase activity, hydrolyzing O-glycosyl compounds.
AUGAUGAGACACGUGACUGUCGUUGUGCUGCUCACGUGUGCAGGAGCAGGCGUGGUGGUGGAGGCCGCUGGUCCAGGCUGUCCUCCAUCAGCGGACGGCGGACGCUACGACUACAAGGAGGCGCUGUGCAUGAGCUUCUUGUUCUACGAAGCGCAGCGGUCAGGCGCCCUGCCGCCAGACCAACGCGUCACGUGGCGCCAUGACUCAGCACUUUCUGACGGCCUGGACAACGGCAUAGACCUCACAGGAGGAUAUUAUGAUGCGGGCGACCACGUCAAGUUCAACUUCCCGAUGGCGUUCGUGAUGACCGCCUUGUCGUGGGGGCUUCUGUCCUACAGGGAGGGCUACGAGGCUGCCGGACAGGUGGCGCACGCAGAGGCUGCAAUCAAAUGGACAGUUGACUACUUCUUGAAAUGUCACAGCGAAAGCAAUACUUUGUGGGGCCAAGUUGGAGAUGGUUAUCUGGACCACGCGUGGUGGGGCAGACCAGAGGAAAUGCCCAUGGAGCGACCGUCGUGGAAAAUUGACACAACUGCUCCAGGAUCUGAACUUGCAGGAGAAACAGCCGCGGGUUUCGCUGCUGCAUCUUUAGUGUUUAGAGAAUCUGACCCAGCCUUAGCCGACGACCUGGUGAGGAGGGCGCGAGAGCUCUUCGAUUUCGCCGACCAGUACCGGGCGAUGUAUCACGAGUCCAUCCCCAAUGCAGUGGACUUCUAUAAGUCAUGGAGUGGUUACGGAGACGACCUGGUGUGGUCAGCCUGUUGGCUGUACAAGGUAACCGGGGAGCAGUUCUACGCUGACAAGGCCAAAGAGUUCUGGGCGGAGUUCAAUACGGCAACGCGCGGCACUGAAGGCUUCGGAAGUGAUAACAAGAACGCCGGAGAUCAGGUUUUGUUCGUGGAACUCUUUGGUGACGAGGAGUACGUGCAAGUCCUGACGGAGACGCUGAGGGCGUACCGCAACAUGCCGCACACACCGGGAGGCAUGCUCUACCUCAGCCAGUGGGGGUCUCUUGUUGGCGCCACGCAUACCGCCUUCAUCGCACUAAAGGCCGCUGACCUCGGAAUUGAGCCUGAAGUCAACAGGGCGUGGGCCGAGCAACAGAUCAACUACGCGCUUGGGUCCUCCGGCCGAUCAUACCUCAUCGGUUACGGCGACAAUUACCCGCUAAGGCCUCACCACAGGGGCAGCUCGUGCCCUAACUUGCCUGAAGUUUGCGACGACGGUUGGGCCUUGAACCAGCCUGGGCCAAACCCUCAACUUCUCUACGGCGCCCUAGUGGGAGGACCUGACAUGAGCGACGGCUACACGGACGAGCGCAGCGACUACGUCCACAACGAGGUCGCGGUGGGUUACAACACGGGCCUCACGGCCUCCCUCGCUGCCCUCAUCUCCCUCGCCCAGGGCUGAUGUUAUAUCAGUUAAACUGACUGAUUUAAAUGGAGACGAAAAAUGUUUUCAUGUUUUAUGGGUUUCAACUGUAAUUAAAGUUUUUGUGUUGUAGGCAUUGGGAAUAUGCUAGUGUCGAUGUUUACUUGAAAUUUGAUGCAGCAGCAGAAUUUUACUAAUAGUAUCAAAUUACAACCGUUUUUGCUAAUAUAGUUAUAAUCUAGAGGAUUCUGAACAAAUCUUCAAAUUCUGUCAAAACAAUAUUAUUAAUUUUGACACGAAAACUUUGACUUCUCUUCGGUGCCGCACUGAAAUGCUUUUUUCACCUUAAACUUGAUCCCACACAUUUAUAACGAAUAAAAUUUGUUUUGAUGUAAA